CGGCCGGGAGCGGGCCGCGGCGGCCGCGGGUUGGCAGACGGCGGAGGUUUGGGAGACUCCGGUCCGCUCGGCAGCCGGCGGGCCACCCGGGCCUCCGCGGAGACGAUGGCGAAGGAAGAAGACAGCAGUAUUUAUCCAGAGUGGAUGCCCACAGUUAGAGGAAAAAUAGGUGGAGGGUCGUCUGUAGAAGUCCGCCAAAGGAAGAAGCACAAGACUUCAGGAAGCCAGGAAGCCAGAGCACAGAAGACCAGAAGCCCCGCAGUUUCUGAAAGACUUUCAAAAUAUUUGUCGUUUCAGCGCUUUGCCAAGGUGCUUAUUGGCUGUAUCGCGGCCGUGGUCAGUGGCGUGAUGCAUGUUUUCUACUUAUCAGCGUACCACGAGCGGAAAUUCUGGUUUUCCAACAGGCAGGAACUUGAACGAGAAAUCACAUUUCAGGGUGACAGUGCUAUUUAUUACUCCUAUUACAAAGACAUGUUAAAGGCGCCGACGUUUGAAAGAGGUGUUUACGAGCUGACGCACAACAACAAGACGGUCUCCCUGAGGACGAUCAACGCGGUGCAGCAGCUGUCUCUGUACCCGGAGCUCAUUGCCAGUGUUCUCUACCGAGCAACGGGGAGCCAUGAGAUGAUUGAACCAGUAUAUUUCUACAUUGGCAUUGUCUUUGGAUUACAAGGAAUAUAUGUGACAGCUUUAUUUGUCACAAGUUGGCUUAUGAGUGGCACAUGGCUCGCAGGGAUGCUUACUGUUGCGUGGUUCCUAAUUAAUAGGGUGGAUACAACAAGAAUUGAAUACUCCAUUCCUCUAAGAGAAAACUGGGCUCUACCAUAUUUUGCGUGCCAAGUUGCUGCACUUACAGGCUAUUUAAAAAGAAAUCUAAAUACUUACGCAGAGAGGUUUUGCUACCUGUUGAUGAGCGCCUCAACGUACACUUUCAUGAUGGUGUGGGAGUACAGCCACUAUAUCUUGUUUCUUCAAGCAGUCUCCCUCCUGCUGCUGGACGUCUUCUCAGAGGAACAAAGUGACAAGAUUUACGAGGUGUAUAAAAUCUACAUAUUUUCCCUUUUCCUUGGGUAUUUACUACAGUUUGAGAAUCCAGCUCUAUUGGUGUCUCCUUUGUUGAGUUUAGUAGGCGCGUUAAUGCUAAUUAAGUGCCUUCAGCUGAAUGGGAAAAAAGGAACUUUUGUGGCUAAAGUAAUCAAAGUGUUUAAGUUUUAUUUGGUAUGUACUCUGCCACUGACCUUGAAUUUGAUAAUGAAGACAUUUGUCCCACACAAAGAAAAUGAGCAUGUGCUAAAAUUUCUUGAAGUAAAAUUUGGACUAAAUGUGACUAAGAAUUUCACACUGAACUGGCUGCUCUGUCAGGAGUCUCUCCAGGCACCGUCUCAGGAUUUCUUCUUACGACUGACACAAUCUUCCCUAUUACCAUUCUAUAUUUUAGUGUUAAUUAUUUGUCUUCUUUCUAUGACACAAGUUAUUUUUCGGAGGAUGAAUGGUAAAUCCCAGAAAGAAAUGGUAACUCUUGAAGACGGGAGAAUUGGAGAAAGGCCAGAAAUCAUUUAUCAUGUCUUUCAUAGUCUUAUACUGGGUUCUCUUGCAAUGCUGAUGGAAGGCUUGAAAUUCCUCUGGACCCCGUACGUGUGCAUGCUGGCCGCGUUUGGCGUCUGCUCCCCUGAGCUGUGGAUGACACUCUUAAAGUGGCUUCGGCUGAGGACUGUGCACCCUAUCCUGCUGGCUCUUAUUCUAAGCAUGGCUGUGCCCACUAUUAUAGGACUUAGUUUAUGGAAAGAGUUUUUUCCGAGAUUAAUUACAGAGUUAACAGAACUACAGGAAUUCUAUGAUCCAGAUACAGUGGAGCUCAUGACCUGGAUAAAGAGGCAAGCUCCAGUUGCAGCCGUGUUUGCAGGAAGCCCGCAGUUAAUGGGUGUGAUCAAGCUAUGUACCGGCUGGAUGGUGACAAGCUUGCCACUUUACAGCGAUGACGAUCUUCUCAAGAGAAACGAAAACAUUUACCAGAUCUAUUCAAAGCGAUCUGCUGAGGACAUUUAUAAGAUACUAACAUCUUACAAAGCUAACUACCUAAUUGUAGAAGACGCCAUCUGCAAUGAGAUGGGAACCAUGAGGGGCUGCAGGGUUAAAGAUUUAUUAGAUGUUGCAAAUGGACAUGUGCUUUGUGAAGAAGACAACAAAUUAAGCUUUUCAAAGUACGGACGGUUUUGUCACGAGGUCAAGAUUAACUAUUCUCCGUAUGUGAACUACUUUACUCGUGUGUACUGGAACAGGUCCUACUUCGUGUAUAAAGUCAACACUGUGAUCUCCUUCCAGUCUUGAGAAUAGCAGAGCCUUCGCUUCAGAGACUGCUACUUGAAGUCACAUGCAGGGUUCUGGACCUGCACGGUGUCCUGCAGGAGGUGUGGCUGUCUGAACUGCUGCUGCUCCUCCCACGCCUGCUGCUGAUUCCUGGGUUUACCAUUUUGUUGGAAGUAGAUGAGAUGUCACUGUCUUAGUAAAAUGUCAGAUCCAGCACAGCAAUCUUCCUGACAGCUUUCUUCCUUAGUACAUGAUUUAAAGAUUUCCUGUCGCAUCAUCUCCUCAUGAGUCUUAUCUAUCAUAAUAUUGAUCUUUAAUUUGGAAAAAUUUCAAGGUCAGUGUUUACUUCAAAAGCAUAAUUUUUAAUAAGAGUGUGAUUUAUAGUAGAAGAGGAAAUUCACAAAGCAAGUUUGUAACAGUUGUGAAUUUUUUACAAUUAAAAAUAAUUUAAAUGUUAGUUAAAAAUAUGUGACAUUUAAAUUAGAAGGGAAAUAACAUAAAGGAAAGUGAUUCUUUUCAUGAUACUGUUCCUGUCAUCUGCUGCUCGAGUGACCUAGCAUAUUCUUAGCAACACAUAGGAUGAAUUAGUACUUUGAUUAUUUCAUGACUAUUAAGUGAUUGCCUUUCUCACUUAUGCCCAUUAAAUGCCUAACAAUUUAAUCAUGCUAAAACAACAACUUUUGUUUGUUUAUAUAUUUAUGUGUGUGUAUGGACACAUAUGUACACACAUAUACAUACAUAUGUAUGGACAUUUCAAAGAAUUUUAGGAUCUUGUGGAUGUGGAGUAUACAAUCUAAUCACGUUUUCUAUGGACGUAUUAAAUAAAAAUAAUGAAGACUGUCACAAUAAUGAUAUGCACACUGCCAUGGGCACCGUUUUCUGGAGGUGUUGCAGACACUUUUAAACACACCUGCAUAUAGGUGUAUUGGUUAUAAAGUAUAGCCAAUGAAGUGAUGUUAUUUAUGAAACAUUAUAUGUUUAACAGUAAGAACAAAGUGAGGGUUAAAUAAAGUUUUCACCAUUUCACAGUAUAAAUGCCAUAUUCCUUUGUGUAUUUGCACUUUUUUAUCAUUAAAAGAAAUUCUAAGCCAGGGCAGUGACUCGCAUCAUUAAUCCCAGCAUUUGCGAAACAGAGGCAGGCAGGUCUCUCUGAGUUCCACGGCAGCCAGAGAUACAGAGUGGAACCCUGUUUCAGGGAGGAAAAAGAAAAGAAAGAAAUUGUAAAUUAAUUUGGCCUUUUAAAGAGAUUGAGGAUGGGUGAAGCCCGUAGAGAAACGGUUUGACUGAAAUGAGUAUUUAGACAGUUGUUGAGUUCUCUACCUUAUUGUUCGCGUGCUGUAAAGUUACGUUUUCAGAACUCUAAAUAAUCUCUUUUCUUUCUGUAACAGAUACGUACAGAAUUACUUUUCUCUUUCAGGUGUGUGCACUUAGAGUCACUUUAAGAUGCUUUACCGUUGUGGAGCCUAACUGAUGUUUUCAUACCUCUGUCUAGCGUCUCAGGCUGACUCUGAGCACCUUGGGAGUCAGUAGCGGUUAGCAUCAGGCUUUGUGAAAAAUGACCAGUGCUCAAGUUCACAGUGAGUAGCCAUUUGGUCAUACUUAGGAUCAAAUCAUGCAGAAGCAGGGCACUGGUGGCACACGCCUUUAACCAGCACUCGGGAGGCAGAGGCAGGCCCUCUGUGUGUAUGAAGCCACCCUGGUCUACAAUAGCUAGUUCUAGGACAGGCUCCAAAGCUACAGCAAAACCCUGCCUUGAAAAACCAACCAACCAACCAACCAACCAACCAACCAACCAACCAACCAACAACAACAAAGCAAAACAAAACCACGCAGAAGCAGCUUACAUACUGUAAAGUACAAACCCUGUUUCCCCUGUGAUAUGAAAUAUUCAAUUGAAUUUUUACUGACAUGGUAACAUGUGUGGUGUUUUAGUUUCUAUUUUUUUCCCUGAAAUAAUAAUUUGCUUUGCUCCUGUCAAUAUAUUUCUUAAAUAGACACAGAAUUUCUUAAUUAAAAGUUUAUAGUUAGUCCCAGGCAUGGUGGUAUACUCCUUAUCCCCAGCUCUCAGGAGGCAGAGGCAGGUGGAUCUCUGGAUUCCAGGCCAGCCUGGUCUACAGAGUGAGUUCCUGGACAGCCAGAGCUCUAGAGUGAGACUCUCUCAAAAAACAAACAAACAAACAAAAAGUUAAAGACUUUAUAAUUAAAUUUUCACUCCUAAUCAACUAACUGAAACAGAGAUGUAAGCUUUAUUGUAGCGAUUCUGUUGGCUGUGACUGUAGGGCGGUGGCAGACGCACAGCCCUGAGUUCAGUCCCUGGCUCUACUGGAAAAAAAGAGAAAAAAAUGAUAAUGGUAGGUAUCUUAACUGUCACCAACACUAGAAAAUAUUAAAUGCUGAAAGCAUUUUUACUUAGUAACGUAUAGAACAAGUGAAAAAAUCUGUAAGUAGUAAUACCAGGGUGCCUCGCAGCCGUCAGGUUCAGCAGUGGAGCUGCAUCGGAGGAGCAGAGCUUGUGGGGUUGGGGUAGGAAGGAGUUUCUCAAAGAAACCUAAAACAGUUUGCUCUUAGUAUAACAAACCCAUCGAAAUAAGUGCCUUAUCGUCUUUAUUUCUAAAUUCGUUUGAUAUUUCAUAUCAUAUUAGCCACUUUCUUUCCCAUAAGAAAAGAUGGGUAACUUUUUGUGCAUUGGUGAAAUAGAGAAAGGCUGAGGAGGAAGUCCUGCGGUAGAGCACUUCCUUGAGAUUAACCCCACUGUGCACUGUCACCGUUAACUUCAGUAAUGAGCAAAUCUGUGUCCGGAAUGUCCAGUUUCCUCACUAAGUCAUCCAGCCUCUCGGGUGCCAAGUAGUCCGCAAAGAGACUGAGCUGGUAAGGGAUGCGAUAGGACUCUGAGUUUAAUACUUGUGAUGGCUCGGCAUCUGCGUCCUGGUGUGGGGCAUCACGCUGGCAUAGUCACAGUCUGUGUAUGUGUCCUGUACUUGGCACACUAACUCGGCACACGCAUGCACACAGGCGCACACUUGCACACAGGCACACUCAUGCACACAGGCACACACUUGCACACAGGCUUUCCUUUCCCUGGCAGCAACCCAGAUUGCCAGUCGCCUCAGCGUUCUGACUCUUCCAUACCAACCAGAUUCAGUCAACAAAGAAUGAAGAAGAAGUCGAAGUGUUAACCAUUUGGGCUGAAAAAUAUGCCUCAAAUAGAUUAUUAAUUUCUUGUAUAACACUGUUACUAAAUUACUUUUUUUGUUUUUUGUUUUUCGAGACAGGGUUUCUCUGUGGUUUUGGAGCCUGUCCUGGAACUAGCUCUUGUAGACCAGGCUGGUCUCGAACUCACAGAUCCGCCUGCCUCUGCCUCCCAAGUGCUGGGAUUAAAGGUGUGCUAAAUUCCUUUUGAGAAAUCUUUGGGGCCUCUUAUGUUUGAACUGGUAAUACAUUUUGAUGCCUCUUUUUGUAUAAAAGUUUUUUUUUUCAGUUGGCAGAGUUUUUAAUAGUUCUAUGUAAAUCAAUCUUUUGGUAAAUUUAUUUUUAAUGCAUGAAUAUUUCAAGGACAUGUGCUACUAAUUCUGUAUAUUUAGGAACCUUUUUUAAGCUAAUAAUUACUCUCUAAUUUAUAUCAGUAUAUCCUUUCUUUGUUUAUCCCUCUGUUAGCAAUUCUAGUCUUGCUGUGUUUGGUGGUACACACCUGUGAUCACAGCACUUGGGAGAUAGAGACAGGAGGAUCAAGUGUUCAAAGUCAUUUCCAGCUACAUAAAUGAGUUUGAGGCAACCUGGGUUGCAUGAGCCCCUCUGUAAAGAAAAAAAAAUCCGAAAAUUAAAUGUAGAAUCUCUAUUGUUGUCAUUUGCUAGUAGCAUUUAGACUCAAUAUAUAUUAGAAUUCUGGCUCUGGCCUGGUGGUGGUGAUGCACACGUUUAAUCCCAGCACUCGGGAGGCAGAAGCAGGAGCAUCUCUGUGAGUUGGAGGCCAGCCUGGUCUACAGAAGGAGUUCCAGGACAGCCAAGGCUAUACAAAGAAACCCUGUUUCAAAAAAAAAAAAAAAAAAAUUGACUCUGCAAAUUACAAGAAAAAUCAAACAAGUUCUUACUUAAAUUACUGAGUUUUUAAUGUUUAAGGUUAAUGCUUUAAAUAAGAUUAGAUGCAAUGUUAUAAAGGAAUAUGUAUGAUACCUUAUUUUCUGAAUAAUAAAGUUGCUUUUGUAAUAAAACGUACAUGUUGGAGCCAAAUGUGUUGAAUUUAGUGUAAAGGUUUCAUUGCAUUGUUUCUGCUUCUUGACAUGUAGAAUACCAUGUACAAGUCUGGAGAAAUAGGCUUUACUUGUGACUGUUAUCUAUAUUUUGUGAAAGAAUGGCAUAACACAAACCUCUGUUUAAGCCCAUACUUCCUACAGCUGUUAACAGCAAGUAGAGGUGUGGGUGGUCUCUGAGUUCGUCUACAGUGUGUGUAUCUAGAGUAACUGUGUUCUUCCUGCAACUAGGUUACAUUGCCACAAAAGUGUAAAAUGUCAGUAAAUACAAAUACUUUAAAAGAGUUUCCUAGAAAUAGCUUUAUUCCAGAUUUUGUAGCAUUAAUAUCCUUUUAUCAAUAAUGAAGUUCAUUCGUGCUCGUUUACCCUCGUUUUGUCUUCUUAAUAAAACCUCUCAGGAUUUUAA
This is a messenger RNA of Alexandromys fortis (reed vole), 6960 nucleotides long. RefSeq names its product dpy-19 like 4 (gene Dpy19l4). Bases 106 to 2328 code for a protein of 740 amino acids. Gene Ontology annotation, cellular component: nuclear inner membrane. NCBI's taxonomy places the organism in Eukaryota, Metazoa, Chordata, Mammalia, Rodentia, Cricetidae. The transcript has 20 exons. Gene Ontology annotation, molecular function: mannosyltransferase activity. The record is from RefSeq and is a predicted model, not a curated record.